UUAGUAAAAAAUUUAAACAACAGCGGUGAGGUGGAAAUUUGGAAAUUGGCAAACGCAAGUGCAGGGAGUAACGGUGGGCCGCCAUUCUACGUUACACCCUCCUUUCUCCCCUUCCUAAACCCUGACCAGUUUCGGUUACCGGCCGAUUACGUUCAGUGAUAACUCUGCUAUUCAAAGCUAUGCAAGUCCUCUCAAACGCGCGUCGACUCGCUAGAGUUUUGAACCUUCAGGUUCUCCUCAACUCAGCGGUGGAUCACAAAUUGCUACUCUCCAAGGUUCAAAUCGGCCUUUCUCAAACUCAUCAUCGAUGGCGAACCAGCAACUCUGUAACUUCCCGUUCGUUCCACUUCUUUUAUGACAAUUAUUUGCAAACGGCUCCUCAAUCAAUGUGCUCAAGCACAGGAAAAGCACCAUUUUCUACUGAAGCUGCUAGUGAUGAGAGCAAUCCAACAGAGGCUGUGAAGGAGCUUUAUGAUAAAAUUCUUGAAUCUGUAAAUGUUAAACGUUCAAUGGCUCCAAAUGCUUGGUUAUGGUCAUUGCUAGAAAACUGUAAAAAUCAUGAGGAUAUUAAGCUUCUAUUCAACACUUUAGAGAAUCUCCGAAGAUUUCGGCUGUCAAAUCUUCGUAUACACUCCAAUUUUAAUUGCCAUCUUUGUCGUGAAGUUACAAAAGCAUGUACUCGAGCCGGGGCCAUUGACUUUGGAAAGAAGGCCCUGUGGAAGCAUAAUGUGUAUGGAUUGACCCCUAACAUUGGAUCUGCCAACCAUUUGCUGUCAUAUGCUAUGGAACGCAAUGAUGUAAAUUUCAUGAUUGAAGUGAUGAAACUUGUGAAAAAGAAUAACAUCCCGUUACAACCUAGUACAGCAGAUAUUGUUUUCAGUAUUUGUUAUAAUGUUGGCAAUUGGGAACUGAUCUCAAAGUAUUCAAAGAGGUUUCUCAAGGCAGGAGUACAAUUGCGAAAAACUGCUUUUGAUGCAUGGAUGGAUUUUGCUGUCAAAAGAGGUGAUACAGAGUCAUUAUGGAGAAUUGAGAAGUUGAGGUCUCAGUCAAUGCCGCAGCACACCCUUGUGAGCGGGUUUUCAUGUGCCAAGGGUCUUAUACUGGAACAUAAGAUUGAGGAUGCUGCUGCUGUCGUUAAAGUUCUUAGUCAGACUUUAUCUGAUGCCAAAAAGUCUGGCAUCGUCGUCGAACUCGAGAAGCUAGUCAGUGAGUGGCCUUUGGAUGUGGUCAAGCACCAGCCGGAGGAGAAUAGGGAGGCAGUAGUUGAUGCAUUAAAGUCCGACAUACCUGCCGUGAUCGGUAGUCUGUUGAACAUGGGCUUAGAGGUGGAUGUAAAUUUGGAAAAGCUAACAAUUUAAGCAUAAAUUCCAUGUUGAAAUGUCAAACCAUAUCAGCAUGGCAUUCAAAAAUCCACUGGGCUCUGUGGAAUCAAGGAAGAGAAGAAACGACUGUUUCAGUGUUGAUCGACUAUUUUGUGAGAAUUAAUUCAAUAAUCACCUUUUUGCAGAAGACAGUGUUAUAGAGUCCUUAGUAACAUCAUUUGCUCUGUAAUUGAAAUAUAGUGGACUACCUUUUCGAUUGUUAGUCUGUCACUAAGGCAAUCAGUUCUGCUGUUAAAUUUUCUGCCAAUCAGUUCAUGUUUUAUUUUUUUGAACUCGAGGAUAGAAUGGAGGAGCCAAAUAUAUUUCAGAUUAGCGAAUUUUGAUUCAAAGAUUCUUACAGUUAUAUUGAUGCGUUGCAUUUUAUUUCAA
Molecule: messenger RNA, 1751 nt
Organism: Jatropha curcas
Lineage: Eukaryota; Viridiplantae; Streptophyta; Magnoliopsida; Malpighiales; Euphorbiaceae
Product: adenylyl cyclase
Molecular function (GO): protein binding
Source: RefSeq, a predicted model, not a curated record